CGAGGGUCGGGCUCUGAUAAGGAGAUAAGGACACUCGAGUGUGGACGAUAUUACAUGGAUUAUGGUUUCCUUGUAUUUACUUUCUAAACCACCAUGUUGACAGAGGACGUUGGCGACGAGGACUGACCGUGAUGUUACGUCACUGGCACACCAGAUGUCGAGGACGGCCUCGUCUGGACGUGUUUUACUGUAGACAGAAGACAUUUCAGGAAACAACGUAAGGAACUUGCUGGAAGGAGCAUUUGAACAUAUUCAAAAAAUUGGAUGGCAUCGUCAUUUCAACACAAUGUUGCAUCUAUGUGCCGCGAGGAGUCGCUAUUAGUAUCGGAUACUGGUCAAUGUAAUCUCCCGCCUGUCAUUGAGUGACGUCAUUACUACGUCAGAGACGAUUCAAACGAACGUUACGCUCACAUAUGAAUGACGCCAACAUCUCUAUCGGCAGGAACUGGUCCGCCUGUAUAUUGCACACGUCGGCGCUCAGAUCUGAGAAUGACACCGACUCGGCUACAAAACAGUUCCCCGACGACGCGGAUUUACCAGAAGGUGCCGAAAUAUUUCUAGGCCUGCUCCUAGUAUGCAUGAUAGUAAUAAGUUUCCUGGGAAACUCUGUGGUGUGUUUUAUCGUUUAUCAAAAGUCGGCUAUGCGGUCAGCCAUUAAUCUUCUUCUCACCAAUAUGGCGUUCAGUGACAUAUGCACAGCGACCUUCUCCAUGACGUUUUCGUUCUCAGCAUUGUUCUGGAAGGAGCACAUUCUAGGUCCAGAGUCGUGUAAGGUAAUGCUCUUCCUGUUGGACACGUUUGUGUCUGUGAGUGUCUUCAUGAUCCUCACCAUCAGCAUGGACCGAUAUAUGAUCAUUGUCCAGCGAAAAGACCGACUAACAACGUGUCGAGCCAAGAUGCUGAUGAUCACGUCGUGGCUCGUUUCUAUGGCGAUGGCGUUUCCGUCGACAGUUGGAUGGGGUGACUACAAAUUCGUCCGAAGUCAUACAAUUUGUCGUCUCACAUUUGACGGUCAAGCAAAUGAUGUUGGUUUUAUGAUUCUCAAGCUGUGUGUAACAUAUUUCCUCCCUGUCGUGGUGAUGACAUUCUCGUUCAUACAAAUAUUAGGGGCUGUUCGUAAGAACAAAUGCAGGGUUCACAACCACCCGAACAUGGAUUUCAGUGUCAGUGUUAUCAGUAACAAUGGAAGGCUUGGUAUACCUGUCUUACAAAGGUCGUUUAGGGUAAGCCUCGAUAUGAGUUUUAAAACCAGAGCAUUCAAAACCAUCCUCAUACUCUUUAUCACGUUUGUUCUGUGUUGGACACCGCACGCGCUAAAUACAAUAAUUUCCCAGUACCAGGGGACGGUUAGCAGGACGAGACACUUGAUUCUCUUGUGGGUAGGAUAUGCAAAUAGUGCUAUAAAUCCCAUAAUUUAUAGUAUUAGGAUAAAAAAAUUCCGUCAGACGUGUGGUAUGUGGUUCCCCAGUCGACUUAAAGCGCGGACGAAUAUGACAAGUGUUACUAAGCGUAGGGUUAACCCCAGCGCAAUGUACGAGUUCCAGGAACCGUCCAACACAUCCAACUGACCAAUCGGAACUGUAGGCUUUUACCAAAAAAGAUAUGCGUUUCAGGUUUCUCUACCCUUAGUUGUUGACUCCAUCGAAAGCGGCUAUUUAACCAAGGACACAAUAUGUCUAACUAUCUGAUCAGAGUGUUGAGUUUAUCAAAAUCAUUUUUAGAGAAAACUUACUACAAUACGUUUGUUUGUUACCGUGCGUGUCUUGACAAGAACCCUGAUAAGUCUAAACAACGUUAUGAAGGUUUGUCCUUUGCUUUCCUGCCACUUCUUUAUUUUUGUACAUGAUCGGCACAUAAUGUAAUACACUUUUUGUUUUGGUGACUUUGAUUUGAAAUGCUCUCUUCAACAUUUGUCGCAGAAGUUGAGUUAUAAAGAUAUCUGGGUUUAAUAUGUGAUGUA
Messenger RNA from Mizuhopecten yessoensis (Yesso scallop), 1960 nucleotides. Its product is annotated as high-affinity lysophosphatidic acid receptor-like. Gene Ontology annotation, biological process: G protein-coupled receptor signaling pathway. The transcript has 2 exons. Gene Ontology annotation, molecular function: G protein-coupled receptor activity. The coding region runs from base 414 to 1568 and encodes 384 amino acids. Lineage: Eukaryota; Metazoa; Mollusca; Bivalvia; Pectinida; Pectinidae. The record is from RefSeq and is a predicted model, not a curated record. Gene Ontology annotation, cellular component: membrane.